ACAAAAGUCAAAGUGUCCCACCUCCUCUGUCUACUCCAAUGAAACCUAUCGAGGAAGGUGUGGGCCUGGUGAAGGUCUUGGAGAAAAAUGACUCAGACAGGGUUGUGCAGGCAGGAGAUGAGGUGAAGAACAGAGAAAUUGGGUCAAAUCAGGAAGAACAUUCAUCUUCUUCUUCCUCCAGUUCUGAUUCUGACUCUGAUUCAGAAAGCGAGGAAUCUGACCCUCAAAACGGGAAGCCUGCAAGAUCUGGAAGCUACACAGUGGGUGAAAAUGGAGACGUUGCAGGAUGGUCCCAUCAAUCUAUUCCAGAGAAUCCAGCAAAUAAUGCGGGGUCUCCUGCAGCUUCAAAAGAUGAUAAAUUGAAGGUGCCUAUCCCAGAGAAUAUUUGGAAAGAGAAACAGUCUACACCCCUAAUUCCAAACACUUUAGGGGAUGUAUAUCCUACAUCUUCAAUACAAAAUACCCAAGGGGGCAAACAAACUUUGCCUCCAAUUCCAAACACUGUAGGGGAUGUACAUCCUACACCUUCAAUACAGAAUACCCAAGGGGGCAAACAAGCUUCACCUCCGAUUCCAAACACCCUAGGGGAUGUACAACCUUUGCCUUCAAUACAGAAUACCCAAGGGGGCAAACAAACGUCCCCUCCAGUUCCAAAUACUCUAGGGGAUGUAUAUCCUUCACCUCUAAGCACAGAGAAAGAUGCACAAAUAAAUCCGAGACCAGCUGACAAUGUUCUGCCUAUUGAGGAAGAAGCAAGUAUUCCUGUAGAGGAUGAGAAGCUUCCGAGUGGACGGUCACCUUCAGUGGAGACUAGAGCGGAGUUUGAUAAGACCCCAGUGCUUGAAGAGCAAGUGUGUGAUGAACCUCAAACAGCAGCCAGACAGGAGCCUGAAACAUCAUUGCCAUCACCUGCCGCAGUCUCUGAUCUGCCCUCUGAUAACUCCAGGUAUCAGAACCUGCAGCACUACUCCUACACGCCUUUCACCUUUGUGGAUUAUGAUGUCAGUCUCGCCCAGUUCCGCCUCCCUCAGCCCUCCUCAAGAAGACUGACCCCGCAGCUCUGAGAUGUCAUGGAGUGUGUAAUAAUAAAUCCUGUAGCUAUAUGUAUAAUCUGA
Molecule: messenger RNA, 1115 nt
Organism: Pelobates fuscus (common spadefoot toad)
Lineage: Eukaryota; Metazoa; Chordata; Amphibia; Anura; Pelobatidae
Gene: NDUFV3
Product: NADH:ubiquinone oxidoreductase subunit V3
Exons: 2
Coding region: 39-1064 (341 amino acids)
Biological process (GO): mitochondrial ATP synthesis coupled electron transport
Cellular component (GO): mitochondrion
Source: RefSeq, a predicted model, not a curated record